AUGCAGUCCUUAACGGUCCUAGCUUUUCUCUUAGGCAUGGCCCUUGCAGACGAUGCUUGCGAUUACAACUCAAAAGCAGGAUCAAACAAGCCAGCCCCUUGCAUCAGGCCUACCUACAAAGCUGAAACCGAGUUCACCUUCGACCCAUUGCUGCCCGAGACCUCCAAGUUCGUCUACGCAUUCGACAAUGUCACGUACGACGACUGGAAUGAAUUGACGAGUAGAGACAAAUAUGCGACUGCGCGCGCAUGGUGGAUUGAGUACAGCUCCAUCAAGCCUAACAACACCUUCACUCGUCCACACUACACCACGGUUCUCACCACAUACAUUAACGGCACGGGGCCAACUGGGGGCAGCAAUAACGGAUGCGAGAACAUCUUGGGGAAAACGUGCAUUGAUAAGAUCAAUGAAGCUAUUGAAACUCUUUUCACGUCCGAUACCGGUACUCUAGAGACUAUUUCCGACCUCGCUUUGGCUUACAAGAAUAAGCUUCUCCGAGACGCCUGCCCAACGGAUUUGUUUAGUGAAUACAACAAAAUCCAAAGAAGAGAUGGAACCAUAAACCAACUUCAGGGCUCUUCAUCAUACCUCGCUAUUGAAUACAAUGACACGGAUAAGUUUUCGACUGUUAAAAGCGGAGUGAAUCCAUCGGGUAAUUCUUCUUGGACCUACUACGACCAGAAAAUUGUGCUUGGUUCAAUGGCAUCCUAUAUCAAUAAGACGGCCGUUACUUUUAUCAACCGACAGCCCUCCAAGGAAUACAACAAGAACUACACAAAGGACCAGAUACAAUUCACUAUGCUUUGCACUAGAAUUUCGCAGGAUGAAAUUGACAAGGUUACGGGCGGCUCGAGCAAUAGCGGCGGUAAUUCUGAUAACAGUGGCUCGAACAAUAACUCGAACAGCGACAAAGGUGGAGCAGGAAGUGUAACCGGUGUACCCAUGGUCGCUACGUUGGUCGUGUCUCUGGCAGCUUUCUUUUGGUUGGGAGGUUUGUAG
This is a messenger RNA of Clonostachys rhizophaga, 999 nucleotides long. The record is from the annotation of a GenBank genome assembly. Lineage: Eukaryota; Fungi; Ascomycota; Sordariomycetes; Hypocreales; Bionectriaceae.